Messenger RNA from Venturia canescens, 946 nucleotides. RefSeq names its product rhythmically expressed gene 2 protein-like. The coding region runs from base 33 to 806 and encodes 257 amino acids. The record is from RefSeq and is a predicted model, not a curated record. Lineage: Eukaryota; Metazoa; Arthropoda; Insecta; Hymenoptera; Ichneumonidae. Gene Ontology annotation, cellular component: nucleus. The transcript is spliced from 2 exons.
AAGUGCUUUCAGUAUCGAAUAAUUCAAGCGGCAUGUUGCAUCGCAUUCGGCCGCGUCUCGUGACUUUCGACGUCACAGGUACGCUUUUAAUGACAAAGUUGGUAGAACAUUAUUCCGAGAUCGCAUCCCAACAUGGAAUCGUCGUAACGGACAAAGACGAAUUGGCGCGAAGUUUUGAACAGAAUUUCAAACGAUUGGAACGAGAACAUCCGGUUUAUGGCCGACACACUGGCCUCGGCUGGGAAAAUUGGUGGAGACAAAUUGUACAUAAUGUUUUUAAAGAUCAGGACAAACGUCUCUCCGAUGAAUCACUUGACAAGGUUGCCAGUAAUCUGAUAGAGUGCUACGCGACGAGGAGAUGUUGGCACACGUACCCCGGAGUCCUCGAAAUUCUUAAUUACCUCGAGUCGCAAGGUAUCGUGCUCGGCGUGAUAUCGAAUUUCGACGAAAGGCUCGAUUCUGUCCUCGUGAGCACAAAAAUAAGGCGCUACUUCUCGUUCGUCCUGUCCUCCUAUACUCACGGCGUUGAGAAACCCGAUCCAUCGAUAUUCGAAGAGGCGCUUCGUUUGGCAGGAAAAACACGAGGAAUCAGCUUAAAACCGGAAGAAGCGAUGCACGUCGGCGAUACACUCGAGAACGAUUACAUCGGAGCGACUAAUGCACGAUGGAAUGCUGCUCUGGUGAAACAUCGCGAGAACCACGAUGUCAACGAUCGGGUCAUUUUUAUCGACGAAAAUCAAGUCCCGCCGGAUCAUCAAUUCAAUAACUUGAGACAAUUACAAAGACACUUUGAAAGUUUGUUAUAAUUUAUAAAUCAUUUUCGCGACUUUCGAUCGAAUACUAGUUACGAUUUACAACUAUGACGUAAAGUUUUAUUCAUACGCAAGUACAAUGGAAUGCAUUAUAGUUGAAACAUACAAAUAAACGGACAUAAUAAUCAAAGUAA